GCUCAGUCCGUCCCGUGCCGUCGAGGCGUUCGGUGUUGCUACCCUGUUCUCCUGUUGCCGUGGAAGCCCCACGCUUCUCAGUAGCGCUGCUUUUCCCUCACGCGCUUCCAACCUCCCCGAUGAGUUUCUAACUUCGUCAGUGUCUUCCUUUCAUACACUUUAACUGGUGACAUCGAAAGAAGCUGCAUUUUAAGAAUGGCAGUUCCCAAAUGUGACUCCUGUCUGCAUUGUGUUUGUCUGAGAUUUUGUUUGUAGGCUUCCAUAUCGCAUCAACACAGCCGAAGAAGCCCAGUCAGUAUAAAGUUACUUAGAGAUCUCAGGAACCCUACCCUGGCUACCACCAUGACGGAGGCAGAGGAGUUGACCAAACAGGUGGAUCUCGUCUACAAGAACCUGCUGGACAAGUUCAACCCGGCGGCCAGGAAUCUCAUCACGGCUGGUAAAGCGUACCUGAAGGCGCUCCACGCUGAAGGCCUUCUACGUCGACCUGCUGGUUCCCCUCGAGACCAACCUAGACAAGGACACCAAGGUGCUGCAGAGCGAGCAGAAGAAGUUCCUGUCAUCACACAAGCACCAGCUGGAGACCUACACCAAGGCCGCCUCCCAGGUCAAGAAACACAAGAAGAAGAACCGAGCCACUAAAGGAUCCAUGGACAAGGAGAUAAAGCAAUAUCAGGCGUUGGAGGAGGAGAAGGUGAAGCUGGACGCCUUCGUGGAAACCAGCCUUCAGAAUGCUGUGACUCAGGAGAGGCGUCGGUAUGGAUUCAUUUUAGAGCGUCAGUGUUCACUAGCCAAGCAUUACCUGGCAUACCAUGCCAAGGGCUCUAAUCUCCUACAGCACACCCUUGACAAUUGGAAUGAUGUUGCCAAGACACGCGAGGCACUCCCAGAACGUAUCCGGACCAUGUUACCCUCUGCCAGACCUAAGGAUGACGGUAUCUACUCGAUGCCAAUGUGCCUUGAAGAUGAUGCAAUGUCAGUUACCUCACAAAUGAGAAAAGCACGAUCAGUUGAUGCUUCUUGUCUUGACCUUAGCAAUGUUGGAGAUGAAAUACCUACACGUCCUCUAACUCGAGCUAGGUCAGAGUUCAAUCUUGACCAUAGAUUCGCUCCAGAUAAUAUGAUGCUACGAAGGUCUAUGGCAAUACCGGAGGACAUGGGACGAAGAGCCAUGGCAAGGGCUUUGUACUCUUACACACCCAGUGGCGAUAACCAGCUCUCAUUCAGCGAGAUGGACCUCAUUGCCCUUAUUGGUGAGAAGAAUAAAGGCUGGCAGUAUGGAGAAAAUUUAAGGACCCAACGUUGCGGAUGGUUCCCUGUUGCAUACACCGAAAUUAUCCAUGAAGAAGAUGACUCCGCUCUUGGUUCAAUGAGCACACAGCAUCCAAAGAGUAGAAAUAGCAUAGAUGACCCCCAGACCAGCACCCCAGCUGCAGGUAGCAGUGACGGACACAGUGGUGAUGCUACCCAGCUCCCUCUUGCCCAUACCCAGCGUUACCCCUCUAAACACAGAUCCUCCAGUGCUCAUGCCGUGCAGUUCCGAGCCCCUAGUCCCACCACCACCUCCAAUGCCAGUACCUCCACUUCUUCCGCGGCCCUUUCAAUGUCACAACCCUCCGCUUCAUCUACCGCCUCUUCCAAAUCAUCACAUGUAGCAUCGUCCCAUGAGACAUUGAGAACCUCCACCACAGCCUCUUCCAGUGCCAAUACAGUUCUUUUCAACCACGCAUUCAUGGAACCUCUCCCACCUCGUGUGGCAGCCCCAUCCCUGAAGAAGUCCCCUAGCCAGCCUCAGUCCCACUCUCGGCCAGGGUCAAAUUCUUUCACCAGUAACACUCUCACUCCUGGCUCUUCAAUGACCUUGAGUCGAUCCUUUACAACCACUGCCGUAUCUUCCCACCUCUCUACACGCUUCCAGAAGAGAGGAAGUGGAAAUUCCUCUUCAUUCCAUUCAAGUGAUGAUAGUGGCUUUAGUAAUGAAAGUGGCAGCGUACGACCUCCAGUCAAUCCUGAUGCUGACUACUCUGAUGAUGAUCUUAAUGGAGUUGCCUCACAUUCCAUGAAUAGUCUCAGCUCGCGGUGGUUGAGGUCUGCCUCGACUCUGCCCUAUGACUCAGAGCCUGUAUCUCUUCCAUGUCUUCUGAACUCUGAGUCAUUGAGUUCCAGUGAGCCACAGUCCAUACAACAUAUUCCACCACACCAGGAUGCCACUGUAACUCUCCCAACACCAGGACGCAGACAUAAGGUUUUGAAAGGGAAGCACUAUCGAGAUCUUUCUCUUCCCUCUCUGGGCAUCGAUCAUUUUGUCACUAUGGCCCGUAGAAAAACCAACAAAGCAACUCCAAAUGCCCCCUGUGCCCAGAAGAUUGCUGCUCAACGGGAACGGGGGAGAGAACAAGGAAGAGCGAAGAGAACUCUACGCCGGAGCUCAUCUUUACUCUGUCUUGGCAUGGACACCUGCACAGGAAUCCCAGAAGAUCUCCUGAGUGUUGACUAUGAAGACGUUUGGUCUGAAAGUUGGAGACACUCUUCACUUGUGGACUUGUUUGCAAACAUCCCUGAUCCUCCAUCUUUUCAGCCUCCUUCGCCACCCACUUCUACUCCCAGUUGGUCAUCAGUAGACUAUUCGAUCCGGCCUCCUAUGCCUAUCCCACAAGAUGGCCAACAAUCUUCUGUUUCAUUUACUGACACUAUCACAAAUGAAAUAUCUCCACAGAACUCAUCAUCUGGAAACAGUACACUGACAGGCAGUGAUGAGGAAGACGAAGAAGUUUAUAUGGUUGUAAGUGACCACCGUCAAGAGUUACGGAAAACCAUCACUCGCGCUCAGUCUAGGAAACAAGUGUCCCGCUCUCUAACCUGGACAUCUCCAGCCCAUCGUUCCUGUUCUUCUCCUCUGAACCUUCCACUGUCAGUCUCCAAUAAAUCUUCAAGCAGCACAUUAUCAGCAAAACACAAGUGGAUUAGACGAAGCCAGUCUCCUAGUUGUUCAGAUCAAUCAUCCCAACAGAGCAGUCAUGAAUACAGAUCUUCUCAGUCCAGUUAUUCCACUCUUGACUCAAAUCAAACCACAACAUCCUGCAAGCCCAUUACUUCACCCCCUCUUCCCCCGAAGAAAAAGUCAUCCCGUCCACAGUAUCCACUUCCACAUGCCCUUCCUCACCAAAAUUGCCCGCAAUCACAGCAUCAGUACCAAUAUUCAGGUUUGGGGAAGUAUUGGGGGGAUCUCAACAUACUCAACUACAGUGACUUCAUGAAUCGCCGGCUGAAAUAUCCUGAAGGUGCCUCUCAAUUAGACCAGGUAUCCUUCACCACUGGAAACUUGUGUGGGCCCUGGUAUGACCUCUGGGCAGAGGAUCCUUCUGUGGGCGAUGUAUAACCAGCAAUCUGUUUGUAGGCAACUGUUAAACUUGUACCUAAUCAGUUAUAACUAUAGAUACAAAGUAUGUUUGCGGGAUUUUUACAGCACAAGAACUGUCGAAUCCUAGUGACUGUUACAUUAACAGACGCCAGAAUGAGGUUAUUUACUUUUAACAUUUUUGUCUUGCAUGUGCAUAAAAUUUUAAGACUUUUGUAACUAUUGCUUAUUACUGAAUCAUAUUGUUAUGUUUUACAGUGACUAUUGCUUUUCGUUAAUAUUUCCAUAAAGCUUUUCAUACCUUAAACGGAGGUGCCAAACCUAACAUUUGAAAAAGAUAUCCAAGUUUUAGCUAUUUUUUUCUUAAACCCAAUGAGGGGACACAAAACAUUACCAGCUUUUAGUUGGUAAUGUAUAGUUAAUUUGUAUUGCCUGAUUAAGUCUAAUGUACAUUUUGCCAUAUUCAAAUUGCUGUAAAUAAGAGAAAAAGAAUUUCAAGAGUCAUUCCUAGCUUUCCAUACUUCUCUUUGUAUAUAAUACCCUGUCUUACCUCUCACUGUCACACCAAAAGAAAAUUUUUAAUUAGAUUUAGUACCUCUAUUUGAUGCCUCAGUUUGUACACUGUCUGUAUCUGUAUGUUAUAAUGUGCCUGCAUGCAAUUGCCCUGUUUAUGUUAAGGGUUUUUUGUGUUAUAUUUUAUAUCAGCAGUACUUAGUUCUUAAUAUUUUAUAUGCUAUAUAAUAUCCUAACGAACAUGUUCUUUCGAUUCUUGUGUUCUUCAGUGUUAAACAAUCUUAGGUACCCAUACUCGAGGAUGUUUUCUGUGAUAUGUGUAAGGUUACAGAGUUCUGUCUGAAUAACACGUAAGUUAUAAUUGCAAUUCUAAGUUAUCUUUCAGUGUUUCUAUUUAAUUAUAUUUUUGUACCUCUGUUGUAAAUGCUUUUGUACAAAUGUUUUAUAAUAACUUGGCUUAGCUCACAUUUUAUUACUAUCUUAAAUGAGUUAUGGAUUUGAUGGCUAGUGGAACUACAGUAUUUUUUUAUGCCAAAUUUUUAUUUACAAACACACAUGUUGAAUUAUUAAUGUUCAAGUGAUAUCACGUUAAGAGGUGUACUCUUCUUCUGUGUAUACAUUAUACAAGUACUGAGAAUUACUUUAGUUCAAGACUAAGUUCAGGACUUGGGUAGCUGGUUGGUUAGUGAACAAAUGUCACAGCCUUGACACUUCUCCAGAGGUUGAUAGGCCUUAAGCCCUACACCAAAAACUUCUUCAUGAUUCUUCUCAUAUUUUCUAGUGCUGUAUUGUAUAAAGAGUAUAAUCUCUAUAGAAGUAGAGUACACAUUAAUUAAAGUGACCUAGUGCCUUGAAAUAGUUCUAGAUUAAAACCAUAUUUAAGCCAAGCUAUGAUGAUUCCAAGGUACUGUACUUAUUUUGUGUAUAUGGAUAUCUGUUGUACAAAUAUAUCACUUGUAUAAUAACAUCUAGACCUUUAAGGUAAUUCUGUUGAAUUCAUAAAUAACAACACUUAUCAGGUAAUUAUUCUGCAAGUCAUAACUAUGUUAGUUUUAGUAAAUAUUCAGAUGUUGUGCUUUCUUGUUGCUUGGCAAUGUUGGUAACCAUCGGGUACAUAUUUACUCAGUUGUAUAUAUAUUACAGCAUUACCAGCCAGCUUGUAUUACAGGGUUGCUGGUGGCCUGAGACAAGAACUGCCUCACAAGACAGCCCAGAACUCCUACAAAAAAAAAGAAAAAGUGUACAGAUAGUGAUUACCCGGUAGAACUUGAUGCGACUCCUCUCCCUUGUCAUCUGAUAUACAGUUCAUGCAAUCAGCCUCAAUAUUUUAUAAAUUAAAUUUCAAACAUUAAUUUACUUCUGAAGGUAGUGAUCUUUAUAUUGAUUACUUGAUAAUAUGACAUUUUCAUAAUAAAUGUAGUUUUUACUUAAGAAAUGGAGGAAAGAGGGAAAUUCCAGAUGUAGGAAUUGAUUCGCCAACUGUAUGUGUCACUUGAUCAUCAUCAUAUAUACAGUAUAUUAUCCUGAACCCUGUAAUAUGAAUGUUAUGUGGGUGCUGCUCGAUUUAUUUAGAUAACAAUGUACACAAGUACAAUUGUAGGUUUGUCAAAUAUAUCAUUUUUAUACUUGUACAGCUACAUUAUAAUAUCUGACUUUGUUCUAGUUGCAAAGUAAGAAUAUUAUACACAUACUUGUAUAAUAACAUCUCUUUGUACAUAUAUUUGAGUAGAUUUAACUAUUUAAUUGUGUCACCUGGGUAUUCAAAAGGUGGUAAAAAUAUAGUAGAAUAGUGUACAGUAUUCAAUAAUCUAAAAGAAAGAACUUUGAAGAUAAAAAAAUUAUUGUGGGUAGUGCAUGAAAGUUUUUGAAUGAUAAUAAAGUUUGAAUGAAUUAUAUAUAUUAUAUGUCUGGUGUAUAAGUGUGAGUAGCCAUUUACAUAUUCAGCAUGUAAUUGCCAAAACUUUAAUGCCUAAUGGAAACGGCAGGCUAAAUAAAAUGUUUUAGGAGAUUUAUAAGUAGUACGUGACAGUGGGAAGAACUGUGUGUUUGCCACUCGGCAAGAGUGUGUCUGUGCUACUGUGCUACUAGGAAUCUGUUAAUGUUGUGAUAGGAGUGAGCAAAGCAGUAUCAUACUCUAUGUAAUUUUUUAAAGUUGACAAUGAUCGAGUAUAGUGUUGGUAAAAUAGUUUUAUAUAAAAAAUCACUUAGUAUUUGCCUUAUUUAUUUUAAACCAUUUCCUAAAAUAUAACCCUAAAAUUACCAUGUUAUGUAGCAAGCUAUUUUCAUUAAAAAAAAAAGGCAGAUUUCAUGUACAGUAAAUUAAUACAAUUUGCCUGAAUUUCCAAAUAUAUGCCAUCUUUGACAGCAAUGCUGCCUUACCAUUGACAAGGUUCCUAAGGUACUCUGUGCAGUUUAGAAUCUCAAAAGCAGCAUUGUUAGAUACUUGAUCUGCCUUUAAAUAAAGAUAAAUAAAUUUUUUAUUAUA
Messenger RNA from Procambarus clarkii (red swamp crayfish), 6356 nucleotides. The record is from RefSeq and is a predicted model, not a curated record. Lineage: Eukaryota; Metazoa; Arthropoda; Malacostraca; Decapoda; Cambaridae.